Messenger RNA from Nycticebus coucang (slow loris), 1262 nucleotides. RefSeq names its product C-C motif chemokine ligand 20 (gene CCL20). The transcript has 5 exons. The coding region runs from base 510 to 803 and encodes 97 amino acids. Gene Ontology annotation, cellular component: extracellular region. Gene Ontology annotation, biological process: lymphocyte chemotaxis; inflammatory response; positive regulation of GTPase activity. Gene Ontology annotation, molecular function: chemokine activity; CCR chemokine receptor binding. The record is from RefSeq and is a predicted model, not a curated record. Lineage: Eukaryota; Metazoa; Chordata; Mammalia; Primates; Lorisidae.
UUUUUUUUUUUUUUUCACCACCGUAUCAAAUUUAUUAUUCCAAUGGCACUAACACAGCUGGAGUUGCUCAUGGUCACACCACACAGGACUCCCUGCCUUCUAGAAAUUACCUACCUGCACCUCAUGGACUUCUUAACAUUUCAAGAUGAGAGAUGAAGGAGAUUAAGUUGAAAUUAGACAGAAGUCUUUUCUGGACCACAGAGCUGAGCUGCUUUUCCUCUUUGCAAAUCCAAGGGACUUAACAGGAUUUUUUCAUUCUCAAUGUCCCCACCCCUGCCUUGACCUUCACACCUUCCCAACAUUAGGGAAAGGCAGGAAGUUUUCCUUGUGGGUUUGUUUAUGAUGACAUGAUGGGACAGGUUGAUCAAUGGGGAAAACCCCAUGUAGAACACGCCUUCAGUGUAUGUUCCUAAUAUAAGAAGAGCUCCAUCCUGGGCUGCUAUCAGAACAUAACAGCACUUCCAAGGCACUGGGUACCCAACUGAGAAGAUCUACUCUUUGAGCUGAAAAUGAUGUGCAGUUGGAAGAGUUUUCUCCUGGCUGCCUCCGUGACAGUGCUUCUACUCCACUUCGGUGGUGAAACAGAAGCAGCAAGCAACUUUGACUGCUGUCUCCGAUAUACAGAAAAUGUCAUUCAUCCCAGAUACAUUGUGGGCUUCACACAGCAACUGGCCAAUGAAGCUUGUGACAUCAAUGCCAUCAUCUUUCAUACAAAAAGAAAAUUAGCCGUGUGUGCAGAUCCAAAGCGGAUUUGGGUGAAACAAGCCGUGCGUAUUCUCAGCCAAAGAGUCAAAAAGAUGUAAAAAAAAGAAUGCUUUUCUGGAAUGGAAUUGGACACAGCCCAAGAACAAAAGGAACCUAUCUGGGGUUGGAGAUUUCUUCUGCACCUCAUUGAGGGUUUAGCACUUACCCAAUUUGUGCCUCCUCGGACUUGUCCAAUUAAUGAAAUUGAUUCAUAUUGCAUCAUGGUUUGCUUAGUUUAAGCACCCUCUUAAAGUUAAACUCUAUUUUGUGUUAAAUUAUUUAUAGCUGUAUGUUUUCUGUGUUGGCUAUUUCAUAUGAAUUUCCUAUAAGCUACUUAGCUUAGUAUAAGAUAUAAAAUUAUGUUUUAGGGAAUAACCUUAUGUGGGCUUUUUGGCAAGGAACAGCUAUUUUUUUUAAACCUAUUUAACAUUCUUCUGUUUAUAUAGUUUUAUGUCUUAAAUUGUUGUAAUUAUCUUAUAAAAGAUAAAAAUAAUGAUGAAACAAAUAUUGAAAAUAAA